This is a messenger RNA of Xyrauchen texanus (razorback sucker), 1624 nucleotides long. Its product is annotated as glutathione-specific gamma-glutamylcyclotransferase 1-like. Lineage: Eukaryota; Metazoa; Chordata; Actinopteri; Cypriniformes; Catostomidae. Gene Ontology annotation, cellular component: cytoplasm. Gene Ontology annotation, molecular function: gamma-glutamylcyclotransferase activity; glutathione specific gamma-glutamylcyclotransferase activity. The record is from RefSeq and is a predicted model, not a curated record. Bases 461 to 1051 code for a protein of 196 amino acids. Gene Ontology annotation, biological process: glutathione catabolic process. The transcript is spliced from 3 exons.
UCAUUUCAUCAUCCGCCGAAGUUGAAGUUACAGCGCUGCUGUUAAGGAAGCUCGAAUUCACCAUAAAUACACUUCAUCUGGCGUUAAAGCAUCGUGUAUUUGGCUGGGUGAAAGUUUGUUGGUAAACAAGGUGCUUUCCGCUGCUAUUUGUGUUUUAUUCAGACCGAGAGAGCCGAAGAGGCCAACAUGGAGUUUUAAUGCAAUGCGGCGGUAACUGCACGGCAUCGGCAUGCAAAAGGCACAGAAAAACGCUUUGCGGGACUUUACCAUCACAACUGUCAAGCAGUUGGGCUCUGAUACCGUCCGUGGUAUAGCCGUGAGCCAACCGAUACCUCUCCUACUUGACAGGAGGAAGCUAACGCUAGCCAGUUAGCCUGUCGUUUCAUUCAUUUAGCGGUUACAACAUUAAAGCCAUCCGUGUACACUACUACCCUCUCUGUCCUCGUACCAUCCUGUAAAGAUGAAGCCUCACGAUAUCGUCGCUGUGAAAUCUAGCCUGUGGAUCUUCGGGUACGGCUCGUUGGUUUGGAAGCCAGACUUUAAGUACAAGAGGAGCAAGGUCGGUUAUAUUAAGGGGUACAAGAGACGCUUUUGGCAUGGGGAUAAUUUCCAUCGUGGAGAUGAUAAAACGCCCGGAAGAGUGGUGACGCUCAUCGAGGAGGAUGACGCGUGCACAUGGGGUGUUUCCUUUGAGGUGACUGGCUCUCAGAUCGAGGAGUGUCUGAAGUACCUGAACGUGAGGGAGGCUGUGAGAGGUGGUUAUGCCACCCAGGCUGUCGAGUUUUUCCCACAGGGCACAAACCAGUCACCUGUCCAGGCUUUGGUUUACAUCGCCACUUCUGACAACCCUAUUUACCUGGGGCCAGCCAGCACAGAGGAAAUCGCCACUCAGAUUGCUGUGUGCAAGGGAAAGUCGGGCUACAACAUCGAGUACUUGCUUCGCCUGGCCGAGUUCAUGAGAGUGAGCUGCCCUGAUGUGGAUGACCCUCACCUGUUCUCCAUCGAGGCAGCUGCCCUAGCCAUCAUUAGACCUAUAUUAGCAGCCCAGUAACCUGUAUCUUCUGUAAUGCUUUAACUAUGUCACUGAGGCUAUCAACACCUAGUCCAGACACCAUAAAAGUCCUAUCAAAAGUAAAUUUUGGUGUGAUUUAGUGGCUGUGUUCAGAUAUUCUAUUUACACUAAACCAUGCUAUUAAAUUUGACUGUUAAGUCACUGUAGUUAACAUGGUCUUUUAAGUGGUUUUAUUUCAAUCAUGUUGUUUGGCAUCUUGCAUACUGUCAACUUUCAUGGUUUUGUGGUCUUAACUCCAAGUAUGUGAUGCUGUAGUACAAAUGCAUGCUUGUGGUAAUGUAUUGCCAAAGUUUGUCCAAUUAAAGCGUGCUUUUUUUUUUUUGGACCCAACCUCAUUCGUGGGGUCCAUACACUUGUCCAUUUAAUUUGCACUCAAGAAAUAUGCUGUAAAGCCAUUACAAAUGUUUUUUUGCACAUUAAAACCUUCAAGGAUCUGUCCUAUGUUAAAUUUGUGUUUUGUGCCAAACUCUUGCUGUCUUUGUCUGAUUCAGUGUUGUGUUCUAAGAAACAAGGUUGAACAUGAGACCAAACCGCAUACGUGUGUCAGUUCUA